Molecule: messenger RNA, 1269 nt
Organism: Trematosphaeria pertusa
Lineage: Eukaryota; Fungi; Ascomycota; Dothideomycetes; Pleosporales; Trematosphaeriaceae
Exons: 3
Coding region: 1-1269 (422 amino acids)
Source: RefSeq, a predicted model, not a curated record
AUGACGACCGUGGGGUUCCUCAUCAAGCUGAGUCACUUGGGCGAUCAAGCAUCCCAUAUCAAAAGGAUACCACUUAUAAUCAUCACCUCCUUAUUCUUCGCCCUGGCGCUUUUCUCCUCUGGCAUUCGCAUCGCGCUUAAACUUCGCCGCCGUUGCCCCAUCUUACUAGACGACUAUAUCCUCCUCUUCGGCGUAUUAUGUCUUAUCGCAGCUACCGCAGCCAUGCAUUUAAUGCUGGUAGACACUUACAGCAUGAUGGCCAUCUCUUCCUUCGAAUGGGUCAGCGGGCGCAUGUCAUACUCACAGGUUGUCGAAGUUACUACGAGCGCUGCAAAGCAUCUAGACAUCUUCCAUUGCCUAGUUUGGACGAGUAUCUUCGCCGUCAAGUUCUCGUUCCUGGUAUUCUUCAAAGACUUCAUGGAUAGAAUGGAGAGCAGAAGGGCUUGGGCGUAUUGGGUUACGGUAUGCGUUGGUAUGGGCCUGGCGUGGGUGUACAACUUAGCCUCGCCGUUUAUCGGAUGCCGAUACUUCGGGGAAGAAGCUGUGGCGCGCUGUUCUGGCCCUGGCAAAGAAGACUUCUACCGUGCUCUUGCGGACGUUGGAACAGCUACGGAUUGCGUUACGCUUGUGCUAAGUAUGCCUCAACUUCUCCUUUGCCGCCCCUGGAAAUAUAUUUACGUUGAUCUAGUCGUUUCUUUGCCAAUCAUGGUAUUGCACCGCGUUCACCUCACGCGCCGGCAAAAGCUCGCCGUAGGAUCCUUCACGUCCUUGUCCAUCUCCAUGAUCAUAAUCGCGAUCAUCCGCACCGCCAAGCUCAAGAAUCCCCAGGGCAAGACCCACGAUGGGCCUCUACAAGCCUUCCUCACCUACAUCGAGGCCUGCAUCCUCGCGGUAUCCACAACUACCUUCCGAAGUAUCUUCAAUCAUUCCCAAUCCCAAGCGCAACCCGAUAAAGCACGCCGUAGAUGGACUCCUGGGGCCCUCACCCGUCGUAGGAGCCGGAGGACCGAGAGCGAAGAGCAGUUACAUAACGUAAACGUUACAGCACCUGAAGAUGCAUUACCAGGUCUCCGGACAUAUGUGACUGCCGACACUGGACACAAGAGGUGCGACCUCGCGAGGAAAGAAAGCGUGCUCAGGACGAGGGAGGUCGUGGUGGAAGUCACUUACGAGAAGGAUCUAGAGAAAGGGGAUUGGGGACGGUUGGGGAGCCCGAGCUGGAUGGACGAAAAGUGGAGGGUGAGUGAGAGCAGUGAGCCGGGAAACUGA